AUGGAAUCAGAAGUAAAUAAACGCCAAAAGACGCAAGAUUCCCCAGAAAAUGAUACAAUGAAUGAUGAUAUUACUACCACUAAUGCAACAGCUAGUUCCUCCAAGUCUGACAAAUUCGGUGUCGUCAAAUUUAGAGCCAACUCUGAUAGAAUAGAUUUAUUUUAUGGCGACAGUGGAAUUUCUUUAACUUCAGUCGAAGAUCUUCCAGUAAAAGAAAACAUGAACACUGUUACUUUAGAAGAUAUAAUUUCAAACAUGAAUUUAAAGGAAAUGCUCCAGAUAAAUUAUAUGAUUGACCCAGAAUUUUUAAUGUCCAAAUUACCAUUUAUCAAGCAAAAGACUAUACCGACAACAAUUGUUCAUGGUCAUAAAGACCUUAUUCCAAAAGAUUUUAUAAAUGAAUACAAAAACGUAAAAAUUAUAGAUGCAACAACAGCAACUCAAGCUCAUAAUUAUGGUGUUCAUCACACUAAGGCAAUGAUUUUGUUUUAUAAUAAUGAUACGAUGAGAUUGUGUAUACAUACAGCAAAUCUUAUUCCAGCAGAUUGGGGUCAUAUGACUCAGGCUGUAUAUAUGACACCAAUACUUUAUAAAAAAAGUAAUAGAGAGAAUUCUUGUCAGUUUGAAUCGGACUUGAUCGAUUAUUUGAAAAGUUAUGGAACAAGAUUAUUGCAUUUUUGUCGUCAUAAAGAACAAGAUUUAAACAAAUACGGACAUAUGCGAUUAAGAGCAAUUCUAAGAGAUAAUGUUACAUUGGAACCGGAAUUUCAUGAAAAAAGUCAAGUUGUCUGUCAGACUUCAAGCAUUGGUUCAUUUGGCGUUAAAUGUGACUGGUUGAAAAAUGAGCUUAAAGAAAGUCUCAGCGCAGCAAAAAAUAAAUUAGACUGCACAGAUCCAGAAAUUAAUUUAGUUUUUCCUACAGUGGAAAAUGUUCGCGAUAGUCAAUAUUAUAUCAAACAAAAAGACUAUAUGGAUCCACUUCUUUGUAAAUGGAAAGGCAUGGAUUCUGGAAGAGAUCGUGCAAUGCCACAUAUCAAGGCACAUAGUAAAAUUACUCAUAUAAAUAUUACCUAUACUAGAAUGAGAAUUGAGCGACCAUCUUUUACGGGGGAAGCAUCAAAUGCAAAUAUUGCAUGGUUUUGUCUUACCAGCAGCAACCUAUCUAAAGCUGCCUGGGGUGUUCUACAAAAGGAAAAAACUCAACUUUUCAUUAGUAAUUAUGAAAUGGGGGUUUUAAUCUUUCCAGAACUAUUCAAUACAGUUGAUUAUGAUUCGGUGUAUUUCUUGAACACCACUAUACACGACUUGAAUCCGAAAUUGCCUUUGUACAUUAAUGAACUUGUCAAAAAACCAUUCGAAUCAUUACCAUCUGAAUCAUCAUCAUCGAAAAAAAGAAAAAGGCUUCGAGCACAUAUACAAACUUUAAUUGUUCCGAUUCGUCUCCCGUAUGACGUGCCUUUGACUCCUUAUGAUUUUGAAAAAGACCAAGAGUUAAAAAAAUUACUUCAACAAUAUGAAGAUCCUAAUGAAUUGAUUAACCUUAGAUCUCUUUCAAUGAACAAUACUCUCCUACACUCUAUAGAAGGUUUUCCUACAUUAUCAAAACUUAGGAGGCUUACAAUGGCAGAUAAUAAAAUUGCAAGUGGUUUAAUAGCUUUAUCACAGGCAAAACUUGAAAAUUUAAAUCAUCUUGAUUUGAGUAAUAACAGAAUAAAUGAAUAUGCAGAACUUGAGCCAUUGAAAAACUUAACGAAUCUUAAACAUUUGAGUUUAAUUGAUUGUCCAGUAACAAAAAGGACAAAUUAUCGAGUCAAAGUAUUUGAAACCGUACCGCAACUUUAUACACUUGAUGCAAAGACUAAUGAUGUAGAUGAGGAAUAUGAGGAAGAUGAUGUUGCGCAAUCAAAUGGUCAUGCAGAUUCUGCUGAUGGAGAGGAAGGUGAUGAUGAUGAAGACGAAUUAAGUGAAUUGGAAUCAAGUGGUUCCAAUGUAGAUGACGAAGGAGGAUCUGAAUCUGAACAAGAUAAAAAUCAGGGAGCUAGUGACGAAGAAGAGCCAGUAAAUGACAACUUAAAUGUUGAAAGUGCAAGUAAGCCAAAGGAUAAAGGAAAAUCAGUCGCAUUUCCAGAAGAUUUACCAACAAGAAGAGAUACUGACGAGGAAGAUUACCAACCUGAUGAGGAGGAUGAAGAAGACAACAGUGAUGAUUUAUCAAAUUGUAGUGAUGAUCUUGAUCCAGUUGAUAUGCCUUCAACUAGUGCAGCUGCAGCUGCAUUGCCAUCAUCAAAACGUAAAGUUCGUGUUGAAGAAAAGGAAGAAAUAUCUACAGAUAACGAUGGUAAUAAUAAGGGUAAAUCGAAGAAUGUCAAAAAACGAAAGAUAUAA
Messenger RNA from Entrophospora sp. SA101, 2385 nucleotides. The record is from the annotation of a GenBank genome assembly. Lineage: Eukaryota; Fungi; Glomeromycota; Glomeromycetes; Entrophosporales; Entrophosporaceae.